GCGACCACAUUAUUUAUGAGUAUACGUAAACAGAUAUAUUGAUAAAAAAUUUGUGGGCAACUCGUUUGUCGCUUCGGUUCUGUCAGAUGAAAAAGAUGAGCGAUGCUAGUGUUAAUAAAUUAUAACUGUUUAUCGAUUAGGUUUUAGUUUUAGUCACCAGAAGAAAUCGCAGUGUUAAUGUUUAUGACACACAUAAAAAUGGAGCUUGAUAAAAUGACAACAAAGUGAGAUAGGGACAGGUAUUGAUUACAGGUUGAGGUUUGAAAUUCCUGAAAAACAAAGCCACACGAACUUGUAUUCUAUCUUUCCUAUUAGUGUAGGGUUUCUGGUGAGAUCUGGAGAUUAUCGGAGAGUGUCGCGACUAACAAUUAUAGAUUGUGUUAAAACAGAAAACAGUCAGCAGACGACUUCCAGAAAUUAAAACAAAAUGGACGAAUUACAGAGAAAUGAUGAAUUCUGUUCCAGACUUAAGCAGCUUUCUCCGGAUAUGCGGAAACUGUUUUUGGAAACGGUAUCGGAAUUAUAUGAGCAGGAAUCGGAACUUAUUAUAGAUAUCAUUGAAGACUGUCGGUUCGAAAUGCAACAAACUGCCUUAAGUUAUAAAGAUGAUUCAGAUCAGUUAAGAGCAGCUUCCCGAAUGUUUGAGCAAAGACGUCUCGAGGAGGGUCGCAGUAAAUCAAGAAACGGUACUAAAAAUUCAUACAAUGAUGAAAAUUCCGUCAGUAUACGUCAACAUCGACGGAAUAAAAGAAUGGCAAUAUCUGAUUCAGAGAGGAGUGCAAGUUCUAUGAGUGCUGGUACCUUGGCUGAUUAUUGUCGAUCUCCAUUACCCGGUAAAAAAUCUAUGAGAGACGGAACACAGAGUCUACCUAACACCCCUCCAUUAACUAAAACAUUGGAAGAGGAGACCAAAGCUAUUUUAAGAAACUUAGAUAAAGCUGAUGCACAAAGAGCUGAAGAAAGAGCUCGACAAGCCGAGAGACUGGAACAGAGACGUGAACAAAGGAGGUUAAGACAACAAGAACGAACUGCUAGAGCUAUGGAACUAUUAGAAGAAGCACUUAAAAUGGAUAAACUCAUGACAAAGGACAAACAAAGACAAGAAGCAAAACUGAGGGAAAAAUUAGAAGAACUGAAGAGAAGAAAGGGUUUAACACCUACCCCUUUACCACCCCCUGGUCAUUUAUUACCAGAAAUAGACAAUUAACCUGUAGAGUUUUAAACGUUUUCGGAAAUAUUUUGUUUACAACGAUCGUUGUACAAAUCAAGAUUGACUGUUUGAGAACACAAGUUGUGUGAAUGAGAUGGAUCAAUGUUUUGAAAGUUUGUAGACCGUGUAAAAUCAAUUAAAAACUGCUGUUUAAAUUCUUUAAAUCCGUUCAAUCUUAUUGUUGUUUAUAACACAUCGAGAGGCAGAAAAUAGUAGUGGUCUAAUUUUGUGUUGUUAGUUUGAAGGGAUGUGCCAAGAAUCUGGACAUAAUCCCGUUCGGGCGUUUGCCAACUUGCGUAGGACAUUUCCGGCAUAUACGGGCGAAACAGCAUCAAUGGUCCUUCUAGACACCUAUAAAAUGGAGGGGUUUUUUUCCAUAUUAUUCCGUUGUUUUCACAAUGUUCGGGUAUUUGUUUUUCUGCGAAGUUAGCAGUAAAAGUGGUGGCGAUAUUUUUACCGCCAAGAUUGUUGAAUAUAGGAAGAGCCUGCUCGCCAUAGUUCACCCCAUGUUUAAUUAUAUGCAUCAAAAUUGGUGUAUUCAGCAUUGUUUUUUUGCAUAUUUUCCGUUCUGGUCAAAAUGAGCUUCAUAAUUAUUUUAAUUUUUAUGAUAUCACUAUAUACCUACCCAUAAAUGGUCCGUUUUCUAUCAACUGCCUUAAACUUGAGUUACUUAAUAAUGUAUUAAAUAUUCCCGUGUUACAAAAAGCAACAUGGGCAUUUUCACUGCUUUUCAGAAACAUAUACUUUAUUUCAUCCCUCUAUCGAUUGAAAAUCCAGUCAGAUUUACUGCUGGGUGGUUCUCGGUAUUCCCAGUUGUAUCGUUCCGUUCUACUCCACUUACCGCGGGGUCCAUCCCCGGGGGGGGGGGGGGGCACAUAGUCAAAUUAUCCACUCAUGAUACUUCUUGUAUUUUUAUCGAUCAAUCGAGUGGGCGAAGGGAAGUAACUCGCAUUCGAUUGUAACUUUGAUUACUUUAGUGAAUUCGUAAAAACACCGUGGAUGGAGCCAGAGGUUACUAGAGUAGAACGGAGCGAUACCACUGCGGAUACCAAGAAUGACUGGGGGUGGUGGAGAAAAAUCAUUAUUUGUUUAACACUGGCAUUCCAAUUAGAUGCAUGCGCCCCUUAGUAUUUAAUUUUUCUCAUUUAGGUGGAAAAAAUAAGACUUUAAACUAAAGUUUAAGGCAGUUAACUGAAUACGGCCCGAGAUCAACAAAUAUAUUAUUUUUGCAAUAUAAUUAUUUUGACACAUUGUUAUGAGUAAUAUAGUUAACGCAUUCAACCAAGUGCCAUAAGUUAAAAUAAUUAUAAGGAAGUGUUAUAGUUGCCUGCCGUUAUUUUAUUGUCGAUAAUUUUUACAUGAUUCAUAUAGUGUAAUGUACAUGUAAAAUAAAGUCACACACAUUGUAUUUGUUGAAUGUAUAAUCUAGAGUUAACUAAAGAAUUUACAGCUCAACUUGCGAGAUAUGUAUUUGAAGAUAAAUUAUGUAGCUAAAUCUUCCUGUUGCAGGUCUUUUUUCUCGCUUCAAAUGUUCUAAAAAUUAUUAUAUAUUUAUUAUAUACAUUUAUUCACAUGGCAAGUCCAUAAUCGACUCUCUAUAGAUCAUCAGAUGAUUUGAAAUAUUGAAUGGAUUAGAACAUUGGCUCCAUUAAAUAGUUUAUCGUUAAAGAGGAAAAUCUAGAUUUCGUUUAUUAUCGUGGCAAUGUUACUUGACAAUCAAGACCAUUUACUUUUUGUUCUUUUUUUUUUUGUUUUUAUCUUUCAGCGACGAUCUCCCUUUAUUGACCAAUGUGUUACUGUUAGAUAUAAUGUUUCCAGGGUCUGAUCUAGAAUAUGAAUUUGUUAAUCGCAAAGUAAACGAUUAGUUUUUGGUGAGCUUAAUAUCUUCAAAAGAUGCAUAACGUCCACUUUGAGGUUAUUUGGGUAUAUAAUGGUGUAUAAAAACAGGCACGUAUUCAGUAAGGACCCAAAUCUGUCGCAAAUGUUGCUUUGAUACCUGUAAUGAAAUCUACAACGUUAAGUCUAAAACAAUGUGCCGUCGUCCUCGGGAAUUAACUACGGUUAACUAUAAUAUAUUAUGUUUUAUGAAAUGAUUUAGAAUCCAGGAUUGUUGUUGUGCGAAUCAAAACUCAUAGCGGGCCUUUAAAUUUUUAACUCCCUCCAAGAGUCGAAUUCGUGUAUAUAUGUAAUGUCAAUACUAAUUUGCAUAUAUGCCUAGUAGAACUAUCUGAACAAUUCAACUGUAAUAUAUCAAUCCACGUUUAUUUAUAGGCAUUAUACAUAAAAGGCACCUUAUAUCAUUGGGUUCAUUGAUUUGUGGAAAUUUGCUUUGUCAUAGAAUUUAUUAAAUUGUAAACCAAUUAUUAUUGCGUGAAUUAUCACUGGUAAUUAUACGUUAUGCAAUGUCUAUGUUUUAUGCAUCGGUGUAUUAGUUAAAAAUCACUUCAUAAAAACUUUAAUCUCAACAGGCCGAAUGAGAGAGUGCAGCCGGUACAUCGCUUCGAGGCACAAGUUUCCCUGUGGGGGACCCAUAAAUAUCUAUUUAAUAUUAUUUACGUCAGCAUGGCCGGUAUUCGUGCUUUAGAUCCCCAAAUCCUAUGCCCUGCUCUGACUAUGCAUGAGUAAAGUUAAAACCCAUAUGGUUUUUUUUUGCGUAGCCCUGCUAAGGUGUAAUAUGGGGGUGGGCAAUAUAUGUCUUGCUCUGACACAUAAAAAUUUUCUCGGUGGACCUGCCUUUAGCAGUAUGUAUCUUUCAUAAACUGUAGUUUGCUACAGUAUGAGAUGCAUGUUGUCGAAACGUAUUAUCUAGAUACCCUUGUUGAUAUUAUUUUCAAACCCUUCAAAAGAUUAUGAGUUUGGAAAUAACGGUGUCACUAAAAUAUGAAAAAUGCUAAACAACGCUAGCCCCUCAUUUAUAAUUGUAUUGUAUAAAAUAAUCAAAUUAUAAUAUAAUGUAGUCAAACCGCGCCUUGGUUUCUUAUAUCGUUGUGAAACACGUCAAUACUAUUUGGCAACAAAUGUUAAAAUUUUAAGCUAAACAUCUUUUAUUACAUAUUAUGGAAUUAGUUGUUUUGAGUGACUCGUAUUCUUGGAUGCUAUUCAAACAUUAAAAAGAUGUAUAAUUUCACUCGAGUUUAGACGGGUUAUCCUGAAUUUGUGUCAUCGGUUAUUACAUUUGACUGAUGUAAUUGUUAUUACAUGUAUGUAAUAGUACUUACUAACAUUAUAUUCACAGUGUCGAGAUAUGGCGACAUCCUUAGAUGACACAUACCGUUGUUAUCUUUACAUUAAGAUGAUUUAAACAUUUUUGACAUUUGUUAGAACUUUAGGAAAUUAUUCAGAAAU
Molecule: messenger RNA, 4555 nt
Organism: Patella vulgata (common limpet)
Lineage: Eukaryota; Metazoa; Mollusca; Gastropoda; Patellidae
Exons: 5
Coding region: 428-1207 (259 amino acids)
Source: RefSeq, a predicted model, not a curated record